AUGAUGUUUCUAUCCUCUCAGUACGGGAAUGAUAUCGAUUUGAAAACGCUUCAGAGUCGCGCUACUGUCCAACGCGCGUACGAGGUCUACCGUGGUACGGACAAAACUGGGGAGCUACUCUUCAUUGAAGUCUAUCCGGAUUGUCUAUUGAUUCGAAAUCUUGCAGGAUUCAUCUUGGAUCGUUGGUGGUACGACCAGGUGAUCAACGUGACCUGCCGUCGACAUAAAAAUAUUCUCUGUGUAUCCUAUCGUGUGCACAGGAAACCCAUUGUUCAUUCGUUUUACACAACACGAUGCGAAACUUUGUACCAGGCAAUUCAAAAAGCCAUGGAACAGGUGUCUGUGGAAUUACAACGAGGACCUCUCAGUGGUGAUUUGAACGGAGAGCUGAAUGUGAUCAAUCUGGCUGAUGGUUCGGCCGGCGUCAUCAAAAUUACUCCGGAUGGAUUUUACAUGAAGUUUAACCAAAAUGAGCCGAAAUUGAUUGGCCCUCAAAUUGUUUUGUAG
This is a messenger RNA of Echinostoma caproni, 507 nucleotides long. NCBI's taxonomy places the organism in Eukaryota, Metazoa, Platyhelminthes, Trematoda, Plagiorchiida, Echinostomatidae. The record is from the annotation of a GenBank genome assembly.